Molecule: messenger RNA, 900 nt
Organism: Lactuca saligna
Lineage: Eukaryota; Viridiplantae; Streptophyta; Magnoliopsida; Asterales; Asteraceae
Source: the annotation of a GenBank genome assembly
AUGCGAAAUGGGCAUUGGAUGAACAAUAUGGCUAGCGGGAGAUCUGAGCCUAAUGUUUUACAAUCUUCACUAACCGAGUAUCGGAGGACUGUUAACCAUAAACUUUUCUCUCAUCAACAAGCUUGCGAGUGGUUGAAAGACAACACGAAAUGGGCAUUGGUUACAAAAGCGGGUGAAGACUCCCUGCCUCCUUUAAAAUCAACCAAAACAUCUUCAUCCAACACCUACACAUCAUCAUUUGAUCCAUAUAAGGCUAAUGUGUUCAAUAGUAAUAUGUCAUUGUCAUUUCAACACCCGGUUCAUGGGUAUGUUAUGAAUAUUGUAGAUGAAGCAGAAGUUCAUCAACUCAGAAAUGUAGUUUUUGAAACGAAGAAGAUUGUGCAUUUGUAUUUGGAGGUGUUUGAGGGAUGGGUUGAACAGACAGAAGCGGCUGACAAGAUUGUACCAUACAAUGUUGAAAACAUUGUAUAUGAUAAUGUUGAAGGGUGUCCAAAAGAAGAAACUGUGGAAGUGAAUACAAUAGAAGAAGAAAAAUUUUAUGAGUUGGGAAGACUGGAUGACAAAACUUUGUCAGACGAUGAAGAGUCAAAUGAAGUAUGGGCUGAUGCAAUUCGUGUUAGUACUGAAAAUGUUUUCCCUCAUGCUCAUCAUGGCGUAUGUGCUUUUCAUCUACUAGGAAACAUAGUACACAGAUCUAGUUCUAUUAGGCCACAAGUAGCGGCGCAUCUAAGUGAAAUUCCACGUGCUAAAUGGACUAGAGCAUAUUCCUCGUCGAAACGGUACAAUUACAUGACCUCGAUCAGUGCAGAGUCAAUGAACGCUUUAUCUGUGGAUGCAAGGAAGAUACCUAUAAUACCCCUUCUUGAGUUCAUCCGUCGUCUUUUCACAGGAAUGGUGUAA